AAAUUACAAUUUCUCACCUAAAAGGGAAAAAGAAAAAGAAAAAGAAAAAGUGAAAUAUUUUGUUUUUUUCAUAAAACUCUUCGCAUGCCAAAACACUUUCGCUUGCUUUUCCAGCUUCGCCCUCUCCUCGAAAGCAUCCCCCCUCUCUCUCUCACCCACGAGGCCGGAGCAGAGAAGAAUUUAAAUUGCAAAUACAGUUCACCAUUUCCAUUAUACUAACGAAAAGGUUCUUUCGACAUACAUUACUCACGGAUCCGAUGAUUGAUUCGACCUCAUCUGUUCCGGAACUGAUCGAAUUUCUCAAACCCUCAUUUCGCGAUUGCGAGUAUGAUGAGGUGCAGGGUAUACUGGUGGACCGGGAAAAAAGAGUGAAAUUUGAAAUCGAAAAUCUCGUGACAGAACGAGAUGAACUGAAGAAGCACGUUGAGUUUUUGGAGAAAUCUAAAGGCUACACGGAGUUGGAGAAGUGUGAACUGGAGGAGAAGCUGGGUAGGAGCGAGAGGAGAGGUAAGGAGUUGGACAAAAAAAUUAUGCAAAUGAGUGAGAAACUGGAGAAACUGAGGAAUGAAAAAACGGUUGUUGAGGAGAAGCUGGUUUGGAGUAGUGAAAAAAUUGGGGAGAUGGAUGAAAGUAUGGUCGAAUUGGGGAAGGAGAUUGAGGAAUUGAGAAGUGAGAAGCUCUCGGCAACUAAAACCAUUGAGGAGUUACGGGCAAAGGAGGUUGAGGCUGAUCGUGUUGUGCAGGAACUGAAGCGCAAAAAUGCUGAGGCUCUCCAGACGAUUGAAGAGCUGAGAGUGAAGAAGAUGAAGUCUGAUAAGGCAGUUGGAUUCUAUGAAAAUGAUUUAGAUCCGAGGAUUUUGAAGCUGGAGAGAACCCUUGCCAACUUGUUCAGUGUGGAUGUGGAAGAUCUUGACGGUCUUGCUGCUAAGGCUGAAGCUGAAGGGAAGGCAAUUUCUCCGAACGGUGAGGUGAACCUCGAAGAAGAAGAUAUGGCUAUUGUGUUACGUGAAGCUCCUGCAGUUUCUGGUUCACACUCAAGGGUAAUGCAAUCGGGUGGUGAGGUGCCUACACAGAAGACGGUGCCCAUGCCUCCAUCUCAUGCUGCUGGAAACGUUGUGAUUGUGAUAGACGAUAGCGACAGUGGCAGUGAUAAUGAAACCUCCAUUCCUGACUCGUCAUCUAGGAAAAUAAAUGAGGACAGAACAGACAGCAGUGAGGAUUCUCUUAUGAGUCCUACUAAGAGGAGGAAGUUAAGCGCAUCUGCUACACCAUCUCGCUGCAGUUUUCCCAGCAGAGUUGAAGAAAGAGUUGAUGCUCUUCAACAGCCUCGUAGCCUGGAUUGUGUGGAUUCCACGGAUUCGGAUGAUGACUUGAUCUCGGAUGACCAUAUGAACAACCUUGUUGCGACAUGUCAAAGCAAAGUAAGGAGCACAAAAGGUUAGCUGUCGUGACUGCUUUUCUGUAUCUUGUAUGUAAUGGUACAUGUGACUACGCUGUUCUUAAUUGGGGCUUAUAGCUACGCGUGUAUGGUUGUUGAUAGAAUCAUUAUGCUGAUUUUGAUUUAGCUCUUGAAAGCCGAUGUUAAUUCCAAAACUGAAA
Molecule: messenger RNA, 1599 nt
Organism: Salvia splendens (bonfire salvia)
Lineage: Eukaryota; Viridiplantae; Streptophyta; Magnoliopsida; Lamiales; Lamiaceae
Product: myosin heavy chain, non-muscle
Exons: 2
Coding region: 258-1442 (394 amino acids)
Source: RefSeq, a predicted model, not a curated record